AUGGCAACCAGUAGUGGCAGUUCGGCAUCUGGUGCCACCAACGACCAGAUCAUGGCAGCCCUCAAGAAAAUGCAAGAGGAUCAAAGCCGUCUUCUGUCUCUGCUUUCUCAGGGUGAGCGUCAAAGCUUGCUGUCGUCAAGCGGUGCCGCCGGAUCAGGGCUCGAUGUAUCCGAGGGUGAUCUUACCGCUAGUCCGGGACUGACUGGAACUUCGUCCGCAAUGCCUGCGGAUGAGACCGCUGAACGUGAUGCCACCUCGCCCUCAACUUCAGGAUCAAAGUCUAACUUUACGUCUCGUAUCGUGCUGACCACGUACCCGAAACAAAUCGGCAUCAACCCCUUGCCCAUGAAAUGGGGAGCCCCCGAUGCUGUGCAAAGAGGGCCAGUUGUUGUCCAGAGAGGACCCAGCACGAUCCGUAGACGGAAUGCUCAUGGCGGAGGCUACUCUGUAUACUACGCGCUGGCUCUUGCGAGUCAAGAGCUCAAGGCAGACCACAGGCCUGACUUUACCAACACUGAGCCGGCCGCCGAGAUUGGGCCUUUCCCACAAUGGGGAGACCCAAAGAAAAUUGUGGCAAUGGAUCCCUGGGGUCAUAUUGCGCCAUUUCUAUUCAAGGACAUUAUCAACAAAGAAAACGUCGAUAUCCGGCCAACUAUCGCAAUAACGAAAGCUCACAUGAAGCUUCCUGAGCUAGAGGAGAGCGUUCGCAGUGGCAGAUUGGUUCCGGAUGGCAAGGUCUGUCUAAAUGCCCAGGGAGAGCUUGCAGUUACCAAGUUUGCUGUUGAACCUGUAUGGUAUCUCCCAGGCGUUGCAGAGCGCUUUGGCCUAGACGAGGGAACUCUGAGGCGUUCCCUAUUUGAACAUACCGGCGGCAGCUAUCCUGAGCUUAUCACACGAGGCGACAUCAAGGUUUUUCUGCCACCAAUCGGUGGACUUACCGUUUACUGCUUCGGAGAUCCUGCCAAAAUGUCAGACCCGAACUCCCGGCUGGCGCUUCGGAUUCACGAUGAGUGCAACGGGAGCGAUGUUUUUGGUUCGGAUAUUUGCACCUGCAGACCUUACCUCAUUUUCGGCAUUGAAGAGGCAGUGAAAGAGGCACAGAAUGGAGGCAGUGGUGUCGUCAUCUACUUCCGCAAAGAAGGGAGAGCUUUGGGAGAAGUCACCAAGUAUCUCGUGUACAACGCGCGAAAGCGUGGUGAGGACCGGGCAUCGGACUACUUUAAGAGGACCGAAAACGUAGCCGGAGUCAAGGAUAUGCGUUUCCAGGCUCUCAUGCCGGAUAUCUUGCACUGGUUGGGCAUCACUAAAAUCGAUAGGAUGCUCAGCAUGAGCAACAUGAAGCACGAUGCCAUUGUCGGGCAGGGAAUCCCCAUCCACGAAAGAGUCGAGCUUCCCGAGUCCUGGAUCCCGGCAGACUCCCGCGUCGAGAUUGACGCAAAGAUCACAGCUGGAUAUUUUACAACCGGGCACCGGAUGACGGAAUCGGAGCUUGCUUCCGUACAGGGCAGACUGUGGGAAGAUCGACGACGCCCCCGAUUUCGUGGAAUGACCGAGCUUCCGGGCCUCAAUUCGUUCAUUCUUUUCAUGGUAAAACUGGGUCGUGGUCAGCCAAACCUGCAGCUUGCAGCAUACCUACCCAACCAUAGAAAGCCACCACGGUUCGUAUGCAGUCUUGAUCAGCCCACUCCAAGAAUUUAA
This is a messenger RNA of Pyricularia pennisetigena, 1698 nucleotides long. RefSeq lists its product as uncharacterized. The record is from RefSeq and is a predicted model, not a curated record. The coding region runs from base 1 to 1698 and encodes 565 amino acids. Gene Ontology annotation, molecular function: GTP cyclohydrolase II activity. The transcript has 17 exons. Gene Ontology annotation, biological process: riboflavin biosynthetic process. NCBI's taxonomy places the organism in Eukaryota, Fungi, Ascomycota, Sordariomycetes, Magnaporthales, Pyriculariaceae.